Molecule: messenger RNA, 5700 nt
Organism: Penicillium vulpinum
Lineage: Eukaryota; Fungi; Ascomycota; Eurotiomycetes; Eurotiales; Aspergillaceae
Product: putative Rho guanyl nucleotide exchange factor
Exons: 2
Coding region: 1-5700 (1899 amino acids)
Biological process (GO): intracellular signal transduction
Cellular component (GO): cytoplasm
Molecular function (GO): protein binding; guanyl-nucleotide exchange factor activity
Source: RefSeq, a predicted model, not a curated record
AUGUCUAGCGGUGACGAGCAGGGUUUUGAUGUCCGGUAUCGCGACCCGCCUCCGUUUGGGCGACAAUCAUCCGCCCCGGCAUUUGGCCACUCUGUCAAUGAGCACACUACCACUUCUUUAGGUGGCUCGCCGACCGUCUCUUUCUCCUCUCAGGAACAAUUAUCGACCACGUAUUACCCUCUACCGUCGGGCUUCCUUGGACCCCAUAAUACCGCCACUUCCACCAAUCAUCGGUUGUCGGGCGAUCAAUUGGAUCGUAGAGGGCGGGAGUCUCCAGACCCGGCUGACUAUUAUCGCCAACGUGGGUCCCUGCCAGGAACAUCUAAUGUGACAGAGGGGUUCGGCAAUGUAAGAACGAGCAUGGCUGCGGCCGACUAUCCUGCAGUCGGUGACAAAGUGUCGCCCCUGCCCACAAACAUGUUAGAGUCAUCGCGCACUAGACGUCAACUAUAUCGUUCAACUUCCGAUUCUCCAACAUCAGGAGCUCCUUCUACCAACAUCAUACCGCCGCCAUUGAACGCAAACCCAAGGUCACGACAGCCGUCAUUCAAGGAGCUCGUCAACAAGUUCAAUAAAACCUCUGACCAGGUCCUCCCUUUACCAUCUGUUUCUCAUCCAACUUCAAGGGCACAAAGCCCCUCCGGAAGUGUUGACGGAGAGCGCAAUCGCGUGUUGCCACGGCGUCGUCAAUAUCGUGAUUCUCUACCAGAAUCGACCACCAGCAAUUCUCAGGCGAUAGUUGAUUCGACCCCGUCGUCGCCAGAGAUUGAAAGAUUCGGUCCGCCCCUAGACACAAACGGUGAUAUUCCGCCGCCUCUGUUUCAACGCAUCCCAGGGUCGCAUCCUCGCCGGCCAUUGUUUGGUGAACUGUUGUCGAUCAAUACCCAGGUUAACAACGGAGCCAUAUCGCGUCUGCAACGCCGCGGGUCGGAUGGAAGUAUUGCAAGCCCAAACCCAGCCUUCUUCGAGCAUCCCGAUCAAUAUUUCACAAAAUCACCACUCACCCCUACUGCCUGGUAUCUCGGACACACAACUUCUUUGGAGGCAGUCCACGCCGGGAUAAAUAGCACUGGCAAACAUCGCCGAAUUCAAAGUGACUUGGAUCAAAGAAGAGAGCCCCUUGCAGAGCCGUGGAAUCCUGAAAUGGCGGUACCUGCGCCCUUGCAGCGGACUAAGCCCGGCCGUGUAUCGCCCUCGGGCAGUCCAAAUUCCAAGUCUCGCAUUCCUGUCUCCUCGCACCGUCUUGUCGCUGGUUCCGGUCCCGAAAGCUUAUCACCAUCCUCCAAUCCAACCUUCAGCAGCAGAUCCGCGGCCAUUACCUCGCCGCCCAAGGGCACUAGCCGCCUUCCUAUUCCGUCACCCAAACAAAGUCCUCCCCGCAUGCCGGCAGACGAUCCCGCUUCGUUCGCGACAAAUCCGCGUGGCAAACGGGAUCUAACAAUUGGCCGAACUCGCAAUCAAUUAUCUGAGUCCAGUCGGCGACUACAGGCCUACAUCGCUGAGCCGCUGCCUAAAAAGUCGCCCCCGUUGCGCAGUUCACGACCCCGACAGCCCGUCUCACAUGGUUCCUCGAUCUCCCCACGCCCCAGACUCGGAGAUAGAGUUUUGAAUUUACAAAAACAGGCUAGCUACAGUGACCCGCGGUCUCGUCCUCAACGAAAAUUACCUGAAUUGGGCAAGGUGGAUUUUGACGCUCGUCGCCGACACAUUCAACAGGCAAUCAACCGACACUCAAGCAACCCUGGUAUUCAAGGGAAUCAGAAUGAAAGAGGACCAGACAGAUCCGCUGCCGGAAAGGUUCGACCUCACGCUUUGGCGCGAGAGCAGGAGAUACAUGAAGAUUCCAAGCAAUCGACGGAUGAACCUACAAUUACAUCCAACCUGCCUGUGACCAACGUCCCGUCGUCUGAUGAGAUGGCUACGAUGGUCAAAGAAUUGAACGGCUCGGUUGAAUACAACGAAAAUCAGGUUCAUAUCGUUCCUAGACUGCACCUCAAUACUGCCCUGCCGGCAUCAGAUAUGGCAGCGCCCCAUACUACAAUGGACUCCCCCACUCUUGGUCUCCCACAAGGCGUGAAUUCAACGACUGCAGGCGAAAGACAACCUACCAAUGAUGACACGCCACACUCGGCUGCCACGUCAGACUCCGGCGACACCCAUGUCACUACUUUCGAUCCAGAACCCCAGACUGGGCUGCUCCAACGGGAUCCCGGCAUUUCCCAUGAAACUAUUCUGAAUCAAAUAAUGCAAAUUCGCGAGUGCAGCACGAGUGACGAUUCAUGUGACGAACCUGAUUGCAGUCUUUCAGAGAAUGAUGACAGAGAGUCCAUCCAGAUUAUGCUUGGAGAUACGACCUACUACAAUUCAUCUAGUAGCACUAAUACUCAAGAACCUCAGCGUGCAACUAUGCACCAGGCUCAACAUGAGACUCAUCUUCACAACCGAUGGAGCGUCAGUUCAUGGUCCUCUAUACAAAACCAACAUUCCACUUGUGACGAGCAUUGUGACGAGAGUGGGGAUGAUUCUUUGUUACAAGGACGUGGCACGGAACCACCAACUGAAUCUUGUUCAGCCGUCUCGACGAGGCCAGCUUCAAUAGCAGACGAUGAAUUACUAGCUCCAAUUCAGGAUCACGGUGUAAUGGGACCGAACACACUUCAUGCAUCUGAGCAGUUUCGACCCAAUGCAUUCUCUACCCCACCAAGCUUGGCUAGAUUGGGCAGAUGGGAUUCGAAGCGCGUCACUCAGCUCUAUCUGGAGGAGUUGGCGCGAGGCAGGAGUCACCACCCCGGCUCAUCAAUUCACACCUCGUCCGAGCCUCGAUCUCAUCCUAUGGAUACAGAUAUAAAUGGGCGACCCGACAGUCUGACAGACGAUCCAGUCGUCGUGCCAGAGUUCCAGGAAUUUCAUGCCUCAGAUAGAGAUAGACUCUCACAUACGGCUAGUUUGGUCGGACGUGAUGAUUGGGAGCACGCAUCUCCCUCUAUAAUGGACUGGAUGCAGGUUGCGGCUGAAGAUAAUCCUAUCACCCCCGGGACCGAAACCGAUGGCAUGCGUACUGAAGGGGUGCUCACACCUCGCUUAGUGACUCCGGCAACUAAUGACACUGGCGCGUCGAGUACGAACAGUGGUCUUGGGGUCUCCAUUGAUAUCCAAACUUCCAACGAGCAGAUGCAGCGUCAUGUUAUUUCUCCACCAACACUCAUCCCGCCCUCAACGACACACCCGACCGAUAAUGAACCCCUUGGAGGUCAAAAUACGCUGAAGCCAUCGGGCCAGAUCGGACUUCACCACAGUAUACAGGGUGCUCCUAGAGCCAUGGGACACAGCCCGGGCAGCAGUCAGGACUCUUCUUUCCGAAAUUUGGAGUCUAUUCACUCUUUUGCGGCCGCUGACUCCUCCGCUACUUCACUUGUCCCUUCCACUGAGCAAACUAUUCGGAUUGAGCCACAGAAUUCGCCUUCCCCGGAACAACGACGUCUCAAGAAGCGGCGUCACAUAAUCAAAGAACUUGUUGAUACCGAACACACCUUUGGUCAUGAUAUGAUAAUCAUUGAAGACAUCUACAAGAGCACCUCGCUCACAGUAUUGGAUCCCGAUGAUGUCAAGGUUCUCUUCGGCAAUUCCGAUCAAGUCGCGGCCUUCUCCGACAAGUUUUUGUACGAUCUCAAACAGGCAGCUCAAAGCAUCUACGUCAUGCCAAAGGCUCUGCGAUGGACCAGCAAGCGAAAGCGCAACAAUAAGCCAACCGAAUCCACUACGCCAGAAACCGAUGAAGUAGCCGAGCUUGCAGGCAUGUCGGAGCUCGAAAAGGAUCGCGCCACCUCUAUUGGACAGAUCUUUGCCACUCACAUGCAGCAGAUGGAAAAGGUGUACACUGAUUACCUAAAGAACCAUGAUGCCGCGAAUAAGAAACUUCAGGUCGUGCAGCGUAAUCCGAAAGUGGGCUUUUGGCUGAACGAAUGUCAAAAGGGCGCUAUGGAUCUCACGACCGCCUGGGAUUUGGACUCUUUGCUCGUUAAACCGGUACAAAGAAUCUUGAAGUACCCCCUUAUUCUCCGUGACCUAUUGGAGUCUACGCCCAACGACCACCCGGAUCGAGCGGCAAUUGCCAGUGCCCUGGAAGAAGUCACAAAUGUUUCCCAUCGUAUCAACGAGCUGAAGAAACGGGUAGACCUUGUUGGUCAAGCUGUCGGUCGAAAGCGCAACCAGUCUGAUGUGCGUGCCGGUCUGUCUAAAGCCUUUGGUCGCCGCACAGAGAAGUUCAGACAGCAAGUCGGCCUUUCCGACUUAUUCGAAGAUAAAACAUAUGAUUCACUGGCGCAGAAACUUGGCGACGGCUAUUUCCAGUUGCAGGUAGUCAUGCGUGACGCUGAGAGUUACGCCCGGGAUGUGCAACUCUAUGUGAACCAGUUUAACGAGUAUGCCAAUUCGAUUGAGGAUAUUAUUGGCAUGUCGCCUUCUCCAUACCCACAGUUGGAGAGCAAGUGGCAUCAGUUCAAAAUAACAGUCCAGGAGAUUGUAACCACUGCUCUCCCAGAACAUCUUGCUGUCGUCCGCAAAACAGUCAUCGAUCCCAUGGUUGAAUUACUAGGGCUUUACAAUGCACCCCAGCGAGUCAUGCGGAAGCGCGACAAACGACUCCCAGAAUAUGCACGCUACAAAGCCAUCAAAGACCGUGGUGACAAACCUGAUAAGAAGACCAUUGAGCAGGGCGAGCAAUUCCUGGCUUUGAACGAUACUUUGAAGGAUGAAUUACCCAAGCUCUAUUCGCUAACUGCCAAACUAAUGGGAGCGUGUCUGAAGAACUUUGUCGAAAUUCAAACUGUUUGGUACAGUGUUCUACAAAAAAAGAUCGGGGCUCAUGUGGAAUUGUUCCCUAAUGACCUCGACAAACUCAUCAGCGACUUCAAUGGCGACCACGCCCUAAUGGAAGCACGAAUGUCGGAGCUAAGCUCUUGCAACGGGGCGAUGAUGGCUCAUUCGCUCAAUCUGGUCCCACUUUCGCCCAGCGAGCAGCAAAACCCCAUGUCACCUCGCCGUCCUUCGACAGUGAACAGCUCCAACGCGCGAGCUGGGUCUUUGAACGGCGAUUCACCAAAAAUGUCCCGGGAUUUCAGCGUCGGCAGCCAAUCAUUCCAGUCUCCCCAGAUGGAAAGCCACUCCAGCCGCAGCAGCCGUUACCGGGCUGAUUCCAUUCUAUCUGGCCGAAUCGUCCCAGACACUUCCAACCAACUGCUGCAGCAAGUCACCAACUCCCCCGCUCCUGUGAGGACCAGUGACGUCGAGCCCUUCCCAAGCCUGCCGAGACUCAGCCUAGACACACCUUUCCUGGAGGAUGUGAUCAACAGCUCCUCGCACUCGAGCAAUGCGCCAGCCUCCCCGGCUGAUCGAUACUCGGGAUUCUUCUCGUCUGCUAUGCCCAUGUCGGAUGUGCCAAGUGAGACUAUGGUAGAUGGGCACUUCGAACGCAGCGCCCCUCCCAUUGGCCCUGCGACGUUAUUCUGCGCGGCGAGCGUUUAUGACUUUGAAAUUGACGCUCGCACCGAGGCCGGAUAUCCCUAUCUGACCUACACAUCCGGGGAUAUCUUCGACGUUAUAGGCGAGAAGGGCGAGCUCUGGCUUGCCCGCAACCAGGACGAUGCCAGCAGGAAGGUUGGGUGGAUCUGGAACAAACAUUUUGCCAGAAUUGGCAGCUGA